Oxyura jamaicensis (ruddy duck) is the source of this 2524-nucleotide messenger RNA. It is a transcript of the gene RGMB, whose product is annotated as repulsive guidance molecule BMP co-receptor b. Gene Ontology annotation, cellular component: plasma membrane. The record is from RefSeq and is a predicted model, not a curated record. Gene Ontology annotation, biological process: BMP signaling pathway. NCBI's taxonomy places the organism in Eukaryota, Metazoa, Chordata, Aves, Anseriformes, Anatidae. The coding region runs from base 503 to 1471 and encodes 322 amino acids. The transcript has 2 exons. Gene Ontology annotation, molecular function: coreceptor activity.
UCUGGAAGGAAAUGCUGGGCUCGUGCUUUGCUGGAGUUAAUGCUUUUAAUCCGUUGUUUGCUAUUGUCUAGAUGAAAUGAAGUCAUGCUUGGGUCAUCUCAGCCUUUCAAACCUCUCUAUUGCUGUCUUUCUGCCUCAUAACCCCUUUUUUUUCCUGUAAUACAGUGUUUUUUCAGCAAGCAAACAAUGUAAUCUGUCUUCAAGAUGUUUUCUUCAGCAUAUGUGGGUGUAGAACACAUUUUGCUGUGCCAGAGGUGUGCUUGAUUUCUUUCUACCUUCUGUUUUGUGCUUAGGUGACUGCCAGCUGCAAACACCUUGUCGAAUUCAGAAGUGCACCACUGAUUUUGUAUCCUUAACUUCACAUCUAAAUUCAGCUCUCGAUGGCUUUGAUUUGGAGUUCUGCAAGGCCCUGCGAGCAUACUCUGCCUGUACUUACCGCAAUUCCAAAGUAUGCCGUGGAAACCUGGUCUACCAUUCUGCAGUGCUUGGGAUCAGCGACCUCAUGAGCCAGAGAAACUGUUCCAAGGAUGGACCCACGUCUUCCACCAACCCCGAAGUAACCCAUGAUCCCUGCAAUUACAGUGGCCACACAGGAGCCAGUGAACAUCCCGGAGGGGAGAAAACUACCCCUACAUACCUAUUUUGUGGCUUGUUUGGUGAUCCUCAUCUGAGGACUUUUAAGGAUCACUUCCAGACAUGCAAAGUAGAAGGUGCUUGGCCUCUCAUAGACAAUAACUACUUAUCAGUGCAAGUGACGAAUGUGCCUGUGGUCCCAGGAUCCAGUGCUACUGCUACAAAUAAGAUAACUAUUAUCUUUAAAUCAUACCAAGACUGUACGGAUCAGAAAGUAUACCAAGCAGUGACUGAUGACUUGCCUGCAGCUUUUGUUGAUGGUACAACAGGUGGAGGCGAUGGGAACACCAAGAGCUUGCAAAUUGUGGAUAAAGUCAGUGGCAAAUACAUCGAAAUGCAUGCCAGACAUAUUGGGACCAUGGUGUAUAUACGUCAGCUUGGACGCUACUUAACGCUGGCCAUUCGCAUGCCUCAAGAGUUGGCCAUGGCCUACGAAGAGAGUCAGGAUCUGCAGCUGUGUGUGAAUGGUUGCCCUUCAAGUGAACGUAUAGAUGAUAGUGGCCACUUGCCUUUACCCGUGAGGGGCCAGUUGCUCCCUCAGGUAGGCACUGCUCAUCCCCGGUCCGUGUACACACUGGAAACUGCGACCACCAAAUGCAACGAGAAGAUGCUGGUGAAGGACAUCUAUUUUUACUCAUGUGUGUUUGACCUGCUUACCACUGGUGAUGCUAACUUCACGGCUGCCGCUCACAGUGCCUUGCAGGAUGUGGAGGCAUUGCACCCCAGAAAAGAGCGCUGGCAUAUCUUUCCCAGCAGCAGAGGAGGUGCUGUGGGCAAGGGUAGCAAAUUCUUUGUCUGUUUUGGACUUGCGUGCUUGAUCCUUGUUGUGUUUUUGUAGGUGUUGUUGUUUUUUCUUUGUCUAUAACAAAGUUUUGAAAUAUAUAUUGUCAUAAUAUAUUGAGUAAAGAUGAGUAUAUAUGUAUAUACAAUGUAUAUGAAGGGAUGUUUUGUCUUGGGACACCCACCAGAUUGUACAUACUGUGUUAACUGUUCUCAUGUAUGUUGGAUGUAGUAUUCUUUGUAUCUGUUUGUUUUGCAGUUGGUGAAAUGUUUUAUAAUGUCCCUGCAUUGGGACCUGAUAGAAAGCACUUUAUUUUUUAUAUAUUAAAUAUUUAUGUGUGUAUCUGAGUAACUAUAUUAUACAUAUACACGUGUACAUACAGUACUCAGUGCUCUGCCUAGCUACUGCUUGGUUUAACAGAUUUUUUUACUGUGUUAAUUCAUGGGGAUAUUUUCUACACUUUCUCUUACUGUAGAGACAACAUCUUUCCUGUCCUGUAAUGAUGUCUGUAUUUUACUGGAUUCCCUAGUUAAAAUUAUUUCAAAAGGAAUCAUGUUCUGUCCUAAUGGUCCUCCAUUCUUUAGAGGGAGAGUGAAGUGCUUCCCAUUAGCUCAGAAGACCGUCUUGGAUAACAUGAUUUACAGAACCUUCUAUGUAAUUCUGACAUUUCCUACUUCCAAGGCAUGAGUUUCAAAAUAAGCUAAGUGAAUAUGUUCGAGUGAGACUUACGUAGCUUUGUAGAGCCAUUGGAGAGAUGAUUUUGAAAGAUACUAACAGUGUACUUGUGUAAGCGUGUAACAUUUCCUCUUCAAAGUAGCUGCUGCAGAUGGUUCUGCCCUGGAAGGUUAAGUCAUUCUGCACUUAGGUGUUAAUUAUAUCAGUAUACUAAAAUGGGGGGAGGGAAAUGAGGCAUCUGACUGCUGUUACUGGGGAACUAGGAGAAGAAUGAUUUGAUGGCUUAAAGGCUGGUUUUACAUAGUGCCUUAAUCUGCUGCAAGAAACUGAACUGUUAGUGCAUGCUACAGUAACUCCAGCUCCAAGCCAGGCUUGUUUUCCUCUUGAAACUGUUCAUCUGAGGUUCGUUGGACUGAUGCAUUAGCCCUGCUCUGG